CCCAAACCCGCACACACACACACACGUACAAUCAUUCACAAACAAUGAGUCUUCCUCGUUUACCGGCAGUGCGCGACAUUAUUAAGCUGUAUGGACUCUCUGCAAGAUCACAACUGAGUCAGAAUUUCAUUCUUGAUAAAAACAUUACAGACAAGAUCGUUAGAACCACCGCCAUGAAUGCCAAAACGCCUUUGGUAUUAGAAGUGGGUCCAGGUCCGGGUUUAUUAACACGAUCUAUUCUGGAUGCCGAUGCGAGGAAUGUGGUGGCGGUGGAAAAAGACGACCGAUUCAUUUCUGCUCUCAAGCAAUUGGCAGAAUCAUCCGGUGAUCGAUUAAAGGUGUUACAAGGAAAUAUGCUGACGAUACCCGACGAAGAGAUCCUAUCAGCUGCAAAACUCGGACCAGCCAAUCCGAUGGAUUCCACCGACCCGAUUCAUAUUAUUGGCAAUUUGCCCUUCAAUGUAGCCUCGCCAUUAUUGAUUCAAUGGCUACACAAACUUGCUGGCAGACAAGGGCUUUUUGGCCUCGGAGAUGCGUCUGUCUGGAUGACACUCAUGUUUCAAAAAGAAGUCGGUCAACGAUUAUCGGCCGAAGUUUCUACGCAGCAUCGAGGACGAUUAGCUGUCAUGACGCAAAGCCUCUGUCAAGUUAAAACGGUCUACACUGUUCCAUCGACGGUGUUUGUUCCACAGCCAAAGGUGGACGCAAGUGUGGUUCAACUUGUACCUAAACCGGCUUUCCACAUUGGUGAUACCGCAGGCGUGUAUCUUACCCUCGAGAAUAUAUUGCGCUAUUUCUUUACCAAGCGUCGCAAGACGGUCGGCCACAUUUUGAAUCGAUUAAGCAAAGAGAUGCCUAGAGCCAAAGAAGCCAUUGCAGAAGCCGAAGUGGGAUUAGACAAGAAAGCACGUCCAGAAGAUAUUUCCACCGACCAAUUCUGUCAGAUGGCCAUGAUUUUCCACCGACAAAACAUUGUUGAUCUACCCCUGUGAGUUUCGUGAACCAUUGAAAUUUCAUCAUGCAUCUUGUAUAUAGAUUCCAUUUUUAUUGCAUUUUUUCUAUAGAAUACAACUUUUUACCUACAGCAAAUCAUCUCUUUAGAUUGGAUCGUAGUUGAUUUACUGCGAGCAUUAACAUGAAUUUUUAUAUAAGGU
Radiomyces spectabilis is the source of this 1154-nucleotide messenger RNA. Its product is annotated as S-adenosyl-L-methionine-dependent methyltransferase. The coding region runs from base 45 to 992 and encodes 315 amino acids. Gene Ontology annotation, molecular function: rRNA (adenine-N6,N6-)-dimethyltransferase activity; mitochondrial transcription factor activity. Gene Ontology annotation, biological process: rRNA methylation; transcription initiation at mitochondrial promoter. Lineage: Eukaryota; Fungi; Mucoromycota; Mucoromycetes; Mucorales; Radiomycetaceae. The transcript has 8 exons. The record is from RefSeq and is a predicted model, not a curated record. Gene Ontology annotation, cellular component: mitochondrial matrix.